AUGUCUAGACCAAAGGUGCUUUUAGUUUUGUACGAGGGCGGUGAACACGCCAAACAGGAACCUAAGUUGUUGGGUUGCCUUGAAAACGAGUUGGGAAUCAGACAACUCGUGGAGUCCAAGGGCUACGAGUUGGUUACCACCUCCAACAAGGACCCAAUUGGCUCUUCUGAGGUUGACGCCCACUUGCCUGAGACUGAGGUUAUCAUCACCACUCCUUUCUUCCCUGCCUACAUCACCAGAGAGAGAAUUGAGAAGGCUCCACGCUUGAAGCUCUGUGUCACUGCUGGUGUGGGUUCUGACCAUAUCGACUUGAACGCUGCUAACGAGCACAACAUCACCGUUGCUGAAGUUACCGGCUCCAACGUUGUUUCUGUCGCUGAACAUGUCAUUCUGACCAUCUUGAACUUGGUUCGUAACAUCAUUCCUUCCCACGAACAAGCUGUUCAAGGCGGUUGGGACAUUGCUGGUUGCGCCAAGAACGAGUUUGACUUGGAGAACAAGGUUGUUGCUACCGUUGGUGCUGGUAGAAUUGGCUACCGUGUGUUGGAGAGAAUGAUUGCAUUCAACCCAUCCAAGCUCUUGUACUUUGACUACCAGCAGCUUCCUUCCGAGGCUACCGACAAGUUGAACAAGGCUUCUGAGAUCUUCAAUGGCAGAGGUGACAUUGUUGAGCACUUCACUGACUUGAAUGAAAUGUUGGCCAAGGCUGAUGUUGUCACCAUUAACUGUCCAUUGCACGAGAAGACCAAGGGCUUGUUCGACAAGUCUACCAUUAGCCACAUGAAGGAUGGUGCCUGGUUGGUUAACACUGCCAGAGGUGCCAUUUGUGUGGCUGAGGAUGUAGCUGAGGCUGUCUCUUGCGGUAAGCUUAGAGGCUACGGCGGUGACGUCUGGUACCCACAGCCAGCCCCUGAGGACCACCCAUGGAGAUCUUUCAGAAACAAGUGGGGUGGUGGUAACGCCAUGACUCCACAUAUCAGUGGUACUUCUUUGGAUGCCCAGGCCAGAUACAGCGCCGGUACGCACGCCAUCUUGAAGAGUUACUUCGACAAGACCUUCGACUACAGAAAGGAGGAUCUUAUUGUUAUCGAUGGCGACUACGCCACGAAGGCCUACGGCCAGCGUAAGUAG
Candidozyma haemuli is the source of this 1131-nucleotide messenger RNA. It is a transcript of the gene FDH1, whose product is annotated as formate dehydrogenase (NAD+). The record is from RefSeq and is a predicted model, not a curated record. Gene Ontology annotation, cellular component: cytosol. The coding region runs from base 1 to 1131 and encodes 376 amino acids. The transcript has a single exon. Gene Ontology annotation, molecular function: NAD binding; oxidoreductase activity, acting on the CH-OH group of donors, NAD or NADP as acceptor; formate dehydrogenase (NAD+) activity. NCBI's taxonomy places the organism in Eukaryota, Fungi, Ascomycota, Pichiomycetes, Serinales, Metschnikowiaceae.